This is a messenger RNA of Parasteatoda tepidariorum (common house spider), 3832 nucleotides long. RefSeq lists its product as uncharacterized. The record is from RefSeq and is a predicted model, not a curated record. Lineage: Eukaryota; Metazoa; Arthropoda; Arachnida; Araneae; Theridiidae.
AGUUGGGUUAGCGUGAGCUUUUAAAUCCCCUUAAAAUAUAUGGCUCAGUUGAUUUCGAAACAGUCUGUAGGCGAGGAAAAUUAUCAUGCUGAUAUGCACUGGUGCAUAAUAGGAGUUGGCGACCAAAAGAUAUUGUAGAAUUUACAGAGGAUGAAAGUAAGAAAUUAAAAUAUAAUGAUAACGAAAAGAACUGAUGGUCAGUCAGGUGUCUCUUUAAUAGUUUCAUUUAGGGGUUGACACACGGUGGAGGUAUUUCUUUGAAAUAUUUAGAGAAAGUUAAACAAUGCGAUUUUACUCUACAGGAUUAUGAAUAGUUGAGAGUUCUUCUUAUUUUGAAUCUUCACGUGGUAUUUACCGGUGCACUGUACUAGCUUUCCACCAUAGAUGUUCCCCAGACUUGACACUGAAUACGACAUGCCUUAAAGAGAUAAAAUGCUGCUUGACUAUUUUCUUGCACAAAUAAAGAAAGAAGUAUCGUAUGCAGUACAACAGAUUGGGGCUACAUUACCAUAGUCCCUGACAUUCCGGGAAUGCUAUGCUGUAUUGACUGAUUUUUAGCAUUACACAGUGUCCACAUACAUUACUGACAGUUGUUUCUUAAAAUGUCUGCAUGCAUACAAAGUUGGUUGGCUUUCAUCUUGACUCUGCAGAUUAAUUUUGCUCUAAGUCUAAAUAACGAUGAAAUCAUGCUGGAUUCUGAAGAAUUCAAAUUACCAGAGCAAAUGAAAAUAUUGACUGAAAAAAUAAGCAUUCCACAAUUUUCCUACCAAAAAAACAAAAUAAAAGAUAAUUUAAUGCAGGAUACUAAGAUAAAUCCCAAAUUAAAAAGAGACUAUAUUUAUAUCUAUACAAGGCAAUUUUUUCCAAGCAAACAGUUACAUAUCAGAAGUUACAGGCCUUUCGCAGCAACAAGAUCAGAUCUAACUAAUCUACAGACAUAUUCAAGGAAAGUUAAAAAUAAAAAAUUACCCGGUGAAACUAAAAUAAAUAGGAAUAAAGUUAAAAACCAUUCUGUGAAAUUCAAUCUUAAAAUGUUCCACUACCACAACUAUUUUCAAGAAAAAGUAAAAUCAGAAAUGAUGGAACAGUUAAACAAAUAUAAUAGAGAUAGAAUUGACUUCACAGAAGAAAAGAAAACAAUAUUGAUUUAUCCAGGUAAAUACAAGACCAUAUCAACACAUUUUGAAGUAAAACAAUUGGGAUCAAUUGUGAAUAAACCUUUUUCUUAUGAUCAACAUGUAUAUGAUAAAAAUAAUUUGGAUCCACAAAUAACAUAUUCUGUUGAAAAAACCAAUUGCAAUGAAAGUAUUUCAGAUAGAAACACUAUAAAAAGGAGGCCUAGAUCAACAUUUGAGAAGAAUGACAAUGAAAAAAUUACUUCUGAAUCUGAAAAAGAUUUUACUAGACAAGACAUAAGUGAUUUAGAAGCUCAAGAAGUAGACUUAGACUCUCAUAAAAACAAGUUUAAUGGAAACAAUUCAGAAACAAAAUUUUUUUUUGCAGGUAACUUCAGUUCCUUAAAACAAAACAACAGUGAUGUUCAUACUCAUUCAGAUAUAAAUGUCAAUAAAAAUAUGAAUUUAAAAGAACCCAUCAUAGACAUGAAUGAUUCCACCAUUAAUAUCCAACAAAAGAAAAUUAAUCCAAAUCCAGCAGCUAUUAACAUUGAUAUGAAUUAUUCUGGAAAAAAGAUUAAUGAUAAUAUUGAAGAUACAGAAUUUAAUAAUGUUUCUCAUACGAAUCAAAAGGAUAUCAAAAAAAUAAUAGAAAAUAAAACAUCAAAAGAUUUCACAAGUACCAUUAUCCCAGCUUAUUUGAAGUCUAAUUCUACUUUACAGAACAACAUAAUGGUAAAUAUUUCAAAACAAAUUACUCAGAGAGAAAAUAGUGAUGUUUACCUCAAUAUCAGUAAGAAUUUGAUAAGUAUUUCACUUAAUACUGUAACAGAAAUUAAUAAAGAAAACAGCACUGAUGCAGGUAACUACCAACAUUUAACAGAAAUGAAGAAAGAAAAUAAAACUGAAGCUGAUGAAUAUCAGAAUGUAAACGCAACAAACAAAAAUAAAAGCAUAGACACUCAAACAGGUGACAUUCUGAAAAGUAUGCGAAAUUUAAAGGAAGAUGUACAAAGUAAUUUGAGUCAAAAUUAUAGUGAUAGGAAAAGUGACACACUUCAAAGAAAUCACAUGGAUAAUUUAAAUGAAGGCAACGUUGAUGAAGUUACUGCCACGAUCAAGUAUAAAGAUUAUUUAGAAGCAUAUGAAAAAUCAUCUAGUGUUGGGCACUCCAGCAAUACUGCUAUAUUUAAUACAAGUCUUGCCAUAGAAGAAGAUGAAAAUAUAAAAAAUCUAUCCAAAAUCAUAAAUAAAUUAGAAAAAACUAUAAAUGCUUCAACUACAGGUGAAAAUAAUGAUAUAGAUAAAAAUGACACAGUCACAUUACAUUUUAAAAAUCUCUGGAUAGAAAGUUAUGAAACACACUUUCCAGAAAAUAGGAAAAUUGAUAAUAAUCACACAGUUUCCAGCAAUUUGAGUAGAAAAUUAACUGAUUAUGAAACGUUAUUGAAAAAAACUAGUGUCUUUCUAGUAAAUCAAAACAAUAUGACAAAUAAAACGUCCAACAGUGUAGAAACAUUAUCAACUUAUAGAGAUGAAAUUCUAAUAGGAAGAAAUUUUAAAACAAGUUUUACAAAUCAAACAAUGCCUAUUGUUCAAAAUAAGACUGAUAAAGAUGAAGUUAAAACCAAAUUAUCAUUAGAGGACAUGUAUACUAGUACAGAGAGUAUCUUAGAAAAUACUGGAUAUUUAGGCAUCAAUACUGAAACUGAUUACAAUGUUACAAAUAUGAGAGAAACUGACAACAAUGUUACAAAUAUGAGAGAAACUGACAACAAUGUUACAAAUACGAGAGAAACUGACAACAAUGUUACAAAUAUGAGAGAAACUGACAACAAUACUACAAAUAUGAGAGAAACUGACAACAAUGUUACAAAUAUGAACAAAACAGAUAACUAUGAAAAUGUUACUAGAAUGCCCAGAAAUGAAAAUUAUGGAGCAAAAUUUAUAAAUCAUGAUGGAAUUUCUUUUAAAACAUCACAUAAUACAAAGUUGCAUUCCUUACAUACUACACCAACUAGUUUUUACAAAAACUCUGAUGUAGAAACUCAUUUUGAUAUAAGAAAUUCAAAUAAUUCCAAAAAGGAAAUUAUUCAACAUGUUGUAGUGAAAAAUUGCAUAGAUGACAUGUUGGUAUAUAGUUCAAUAGUUCGACAUUAUCGUACUCGAUACAAUUUAACUUCAAUGGAUUUGAAUUGCACUUUCAGCCUUUCACUAAGCAUUCCACGAGAAAAAUCAUCUUCAGUUAAUGUUAUUAAUGCUAUUGAAAAAAAUAUUCUCAAUAGGUAUGCAGAAUCACUUAAAAUUUUGGAAUCUAAUAUAAUCGACAACAGAAUUGAUGUAGGUUACGAAGAUUUAACAGAUAAAGAAAGAAUUUUAAUGUAUUCAGUUUAUGCACUUUCAGUUAUUGUAGGAAUCUUACUAAUAGCAAUGGGAUUCCAUUGUAUUUAUGUUUACAAAAAGCUAAAAAAAUCUUCAGAUUUUUAUCCAGGAAUUGAAAUGAAUGACUAUAAGUUUACUCAAAUUCCUAGACCUAGCAUAACUUUCCCGUCAAAUAGAAGUGUGAAAAUGGAAUGAAUUUAACACAUCUAUAGAAUUCAUGUCAAGCAUUUUGUACAAGGCAGUAAAAUAGCUUUAGCAUUAAGAUAAUUUGUUUUACAUUUUAUAUGAUUUUGGAGAAAAUUUGUAUUGUAAGUGUUGAAGUUUGUUGUUAAAAA